Molecule: messenger RNA, 615 nt
Organism: Fraxinus pennsylvanica
Lineage: Eukaryota; Viridiplantae; Streptophyta; Magnoliopsida; Lamiales; Oleaceae
Source: the annotation of a GenBank genome assembly
AUGGAGAAGCUUCUUGAUUCGUAUGACAGGGAAUACAUGAAAAUGGCCAUGUUGAAGCACGAGGAAAUAUUUCGAGAGCAGGUUCGCGAACUUCAUCGUCUCUAUCAAAUUCAGAAGAUGCUUAUGAGAGACACUGCCAAAAAUAGGCGAAACAUGCAGGAUUACUUGAUUCAUUCCAAUAAGCUCAAUGAUGAUGAAGAUAUUCGCACAAAGGCCAUGAAAUGUCCAGACUUGGAACAGCCUGCUGGAGAGUUCAUAGCAGAAUCAGAUGACAGUAGAGUGCUCGAAAUUGAAGAUUACAAUGAUCUUGAGCUGACAAUAGGCCUGAAAAGCUAUUACACGAGAGGAAAAGCUACUGAAACAUCACCGGAAUCAGGUUCCUGGCCGAGCAUUAAUUCUUCUUCCUCCACUGGAUCAAACCAUGUAAAGAGAACAAGAAAAUAUGCAAGAGAAGAAUCAUUAAACCAGCAGAAAUGGGGACUAGGGAUUCCUGUAUCAAAUCUUAAUUUCCUUGGAGGAAGGGAAAAUAGUUCUGAGGUGGAAGAACAUUUGAGAAAAGAUAGAUUAAAUGCUCCACCUUGGUUUUUCCAGGUUUUAAGCCUGAAUAUGAGAUGA